GCGAGCGCUGGGGCCGGGCCGCGGCCCGGAGCGGAUAACCUCGGGCGGCCCCGCGCAGCUCGGAGUGCGCCCGGCCGUGAAGGCGGCUCAGCUGCGGGCCGCGGAGGAUGUUCGCCCUCCUGGGAGUGACGACCGUGGUUCUGGUCGCCGGGGCGCCGUGGGGGUCGCCCGCAGCGGCAGGCGGAACAAGACUAAAGCCUCCCCAAAAUGUGCACGUCGACAUCAUCGAUGACACCUUCACCCUGCGGUGGGACCGGAGCGGGAGGCCUGCGGGGGCCGUGGCCGUGGCCGUGGCCGUGUCAGCGGAUUACCAAGUACCCGGGACGGUGGAUAACUGGACCAAACUGCCUGGGUGUCAGCGUGUGACGAGUGCCGCGUGCGACUUUUCUUCCCUCAACACGCAUGUUUAUGAGGAAAUUAAACUGCGAGUGAGAGCAGAAGAAGGAAACCAUACUUCUCCGUGGCAUGAGCUUGACCCAUUCAUCCCAUUUCAGCAAGCUCGGAUCGGCCCUCCGAAGGUUCGCCUGGAAGCCGAGGACAAGGCCAUAGCGGUCAGCAUCUCGCCGCCCGGAGCCGAGGACAGCGUCAUGUGGCACCUGGACCGCGGGAACUUCGCGUACAGCGUGGUCAUCUGGAGCAACGCGUCCGGGGCGCCGACAAGGAACGAAACUCUCCACUCCAGAUACCCCAGAAUCAAGAUUCACAAGCUCGUGCCGCAGACCACCUACUGUGUGACCGUGAAGGCGCGCCUGCUCCUGCAGCGGAACCCCGCCGAGUCCAGCCCCGUGCGCUGCGUGAGCACCACAGUGGAAAAUGAGCUGCCUGCUCCCGAAAAUGUGCAGGUCGUUCUGGAAAACCAGGCCUAUGUCCUCAGGUGGAACUACACACGGGACAACGUGACGUUUCAAGCCCAGUGGCUCAACUCCUAUUUGAAAAGGUUCCCUGGAAGCGAUUCAGAGAAGUGGGCGCACGUGCAGGGCUGCGAACGCGCCCCCGUGGCCCGGUGCGCCCUGCCCCGGGACCUGUUCCGGAAGGAGGUGUACUUCCGUGUCCGGGCCGCCCGCGGGAACCGCUCGUCCCCCUGGUCCGAGGAGGAGAAGUUUGAUGCUGGAAGACGAGCGGUCAUCCCCCCUCCGGUCGUGGCCUUGAAGCCCCUGGACAGCCACUCGCUCCAGGUCGCCAUCGGCUUCCCGGACCGGACCGAGUUCCAGUUCUACCUGCUCACCUACGAAGUCAGUUUUUGGGAAAACACUUCCAAUACAGAGAGGACCAUCGUGGAGCAGAAAACCGACUUCCUGGUCCCCGGCCUGAGGCCGCACACGGUGUACUGCGCGGCCGCCCGGGCGCUGCUGGAGGCCGGGCCGAGGAGCCAGCGCAGCGGCCCCAGCAACACGGCGUGCGCCCGGACGGAAGCAGGAGGCGCCCCCGGAGCCUGGCUGGCGGCCGGCGUUAGCGCUGUGCUCGCCGCCCUGCUCGGCCUCUGCGCUGUGGCCGCCCUCGGGAAGCUGGUCCAUUACGUGUUCUUCCCGUCGGGAAAGCCGCCCUCCACCAUCGACGAGUAUUUCCCCGAGGAGCCGGUGAGGAACCUCUUGCUCUCCACGUCCGUGGAGCAGACGGAGAAGUGCUUCAUCAUUGAGAACGCAGACACCGUCUCUGCACACGUGACGCACGUGGAUGAGGAUCACAAAACAUACAACUCCCAGACGAGCCAGGACUCGGGCAACUACUCCAUCGAGGACGGGAGCGCUGAGAGCGGCGGCAGCCACACCGGCGAGGAGCCGGGCCCGCCGGGGGCGGGGACAGGCGCGCGCUCAGCGGGCGGGCGGUUUGCGUGACGCUGGGAGCCUGAGCCCGGCUCCUCCGGGAACUGUCGAGAGGGUCUCGCUUGUGGGAAAAGAAAAAACGCCUUCGGAGCACAGGCCCUCAGCGCGCAGGCUCGCUCCCGGUCUGUUGGCAGGUGAAGCUGCGGGAAUCGGACGCCGUGGAAGAGCAGCCGAGUCGCCCCGACGGCGCUGCCCUGGUGGGACCUGGGGUCCGGUGCCAGCUCAGCCAGGGAGGCCUGGUGCUGCCAGUUACACUGCCUGGUGCCCCGGCCGUGCCUGGCCCGACGCAUCCCCGUCCCCGGAGACAGCAGCCGCUUGGUCUUUGCUUGGGCGCUGACGCGGGCCCUGGGAGACGUCCUCUGACCCCGUUCUGAAGAGGGACUGACUCUGGAAGACGCCCGCCCCGCCCAUGGCUCCGGGGGUUGGGCAUUGUCCGUGCACGGAAAGGCCGCCGGCUCAAUUCCCGGUCAGGGCACAGUGCCCAGUAGGGCCUGCCCAGCACGUGGGCCCCGGGCCUGCCUGCCUGUGUGGGGUGCGCCGGAGGGAAAUCCCCGACGCCCGUUAACACACCAGUGGGGGCAGGCCCCUAAGAUGGGGCGCACGGCUUCAGGGCCUCUGUGGUCCUCGGGGGCCGGCGGCCGGGCAGCAGACAGGCCCGGGUGCCUGCUCACCGGCCCCGCAGCCUCCGUGGUCAGCACAGCUGGCCGGCCUGUUUGCAGCUGACGGGGUUUCUUCUGAAAACCAUGGACUCGGGAGCCCAGGAACCUGCCUCGGAUUCCAGCAGGAAGGGUCUCGGGGAGGCCAGACGGCAUCUGGGAGUGUACACGAGGCUUCUCAGCGCCGCCAGAACCGGCGUGUAGAUUAAUGUAGGCGUGAAUGGCGACACGGCUCCGAACGUCACACUUACACCUGCGCGUGCACACCCACCCGAGGUGGCCCAGGUCCAGAAGCACCAAGUGCAGGUCCGUCAGAAAUCAGCAGCUCAGAACGUCAGCGUCUGGCUGGGCGCGGUUUUAAAAUACAACCUGGGGCGUGCGGCCGGCACGGGAGUGCCCGGGGAUUUGGAGGGUGCACAGACACACACCCGCCCCCACCCCAACUGCCUGGCGCAUCGUGCAUUUGUUUUGUCUGCUGUCUGCCGUGCAUUUGUUUUGUCUUCUGUCUGUCGUGCAUUUGUUUUGUCUGCUGUCUGUCGUGCAUUUGUUUUGUCUGCUGUCUGUCUGCCCUGCCAGGCCGGGCUCAGAGCACGCCUUCCCGGUACCCCGGGGCCCCCGGGGGGCAGGGCCUGCACACAGGAGUGCAGGAAACGUGAUCGCGUGGAUGAAAUGGGACAUUUGAACCCCGUGCGUGCUCUGACAACAUCUGUAUGUUUAUUGCGUUCUGGAAGGACAUACCAACAUUUUUAUGCAAAAAUCUUUUGUACCAAUAAUUUCAUUUGUACUUUUGCCCGAAGCCCUGUUGGUGUAAAUAGUUUUAUAUAAUAAAACUGGAGCCAAAGUCUGA
Molecule: messenger RNA, 3326 nt
Organism: Eptesicus fuscus (big brown bat)
Lineage: Eukaryota; Metazoa; Chordata; Mammalia; Chiroptera; Vespertilionidae
Gene: IFNAR1
Product: interferon alpha and beta receptor subunit 1
Exons: 11
Coding region: 108-1835 (575 amino acids)
Molecular function (GO): protein binding
Source: RefSeq, a predicted model, not a curated record